CGUCAAGCUCUAGCGCCUUUCUAUAAAAAGUAAAAAAAUCUAUACAAUUUCGGCAUAUUCAGUUAGCCACAGCCAUGGCCCCAAAGAAACGCAUUUCGAUGAUCGCACCGGGGAGUGUGGUACCGGUAGUGCAGACGACCGAGACCGCGUCCCGGCGUUCAGUUGGCACCCAAACGAAUGUCCUGGCAAUGGGUCCGUCGAAGCGCAAGAAGAUGAAUGCCUUGCAGAUACCGCCGUCCCAACAUUUGGCCACGCACCUGAUGCCGGCGGUCAAUUCGCAGGCAGAACCGUUGGCCGCUUCCAUCAUGAUAUGUAAACAACCGGCGGCUUGCCCACCGUUUGUUCCCGAUUUGAAUGAGAAGGCCUGCCAGGCGGUGGACGACGGUACUCUGGAUUCAGCCGACCGUGUGAUCAUCCCGAAUAACGGCGAGCAACCGAUUGAAUAUCUGAAGUCCCUGAUGACCAAUCGAAGCGAAAAUGCCGAACACUGGGAUCGUAAACGUCUGGAAACUCUGUUGACCCUAAUCAACGACAAUCCACCGCCGAAUUGGCUUCUGGCAUCCCAAAUGUGGCUGGAGGUCGACCAACUGGAGGAGCGUAUAGAGGCCUACGAUCAGAGGGAACUGCUCAAUGCUAAGAAACCUAAGAUGGACGAGGAGCUGGCCAAUGGUCAAUACGGGGGGCAGAACGGGCAGCAGGGUGAGCAGCAGAACAAAGAGGUUCAUCACCCUUCACCAAAGACUUAGGACUUAGGAAAUCGAGCCAUAUGUUCUAUGCAUAAU
Molecule: messenger RNA, 782 nt
Organism: Drosophila suzukii
Lineage: Eukaryota; Metazoa; Arthropoda; Insecta; Diptera; Drosophilidae
Source: RefSeq, a predicted model, not a curated record